Musa acuminata subsp. malaccensis (wild Malaysian banana) is the source of this 513-nucleotide messenger RNA. Lineage: Eukaryota; Viridiplantae; Streptophyta; Magnoliopsida; Zingiberales; Musaceae. The record is from RefSeq and is a predicted model, not a curated record.
AGCUUGGAGGACCAAAAUGGCAGGUUGUGUUGGGCCGCAUGGAUGCGAGGACGACAAGCCAGAAUGCAGAUGACGAACUCCCACGGCCAUCAUCGUCCAGCCUCUGCCUCUCCGCCCUUAUUUCCAUGUUCGCUUCCAAGGGCCUCAGUCCGCAGGACAUGAAUGCGCUCUCGGGGCCACAUACCGUAGCUCUCGCCCAGUGCUUCACCUUCCGCGAUCGCCUCUACCUGGACUCCAACAUGGAUGCUAACUUGACCGCCUUACGCAAGCAAAGCUGUCCACCAUUCGGCGGCAAUAGCAACUUGGCUCCUCCGGAUCUCCAAACCCCAUACCGUUUUGGCAACGACUACCACCAGAAUCCCCUCUCGCCGUGGGCUCCUCCACUCCCACCAGGAGCUCUUCAAUGGUGGCUCGUAGGAUGCCUUGGUUUGGGUGUACGCCACCAACGUCGCCGUACUCUAUAAACAUUUUGCCACAGCCAUGGUGAAGAUGGGGAACAUCAGCCCCCCGCCG